CGUGGAGAACAUCACCGGAAAACAACGCCGGAUGUUUAUAUGAAAUCGCGCGAUAUCAGGCCCAACGAGAUCUCCGACCGUUCUUUUCCCCGGAACAUCAGGCAAGAUGGCGGAUACCGAGAUCAAGAAGAAGCGUACCUUCAGGAAGUUCACCUACAGAGGUGUGGACCUGGACCAGCUUCUGGACAUGUCCUAUGAGCAGCUCAUGCAGCUGUACUGUGCCCGCCAGAGGAGGAGGCUCAACCGUGGCCUGCGCCGCAAGCAGCAGUCCCUCCUGAAGCGCCUGCGCAAGGCAAAGAAAGAGGCUCCCCCCAUGGAGAAACCUGAGGUGGUGAAGACCCAUCUGAGGGACAUGGUCAUCCUGCCUGAGAUGGUCGGGUCCAUGGUUGGAGUGUACAAUGGCAAGACUUUCAACCAGGUUGAAAUCAAGCCUGAGAUGUGCGGACACUACCUGGGCGAGUUCUCCAUCACCUACAAGCCAGUCAAGCACGGUCGCCCCGGUAUUGGAGCCACACAUUCUUCUCGUUUCAUCCCUCUGAAGUAGAAUGGCUGUAUUCUUUGUAUAAAUAAAAAUGGUCUCCAAAAA
Messenger RNA from Cheilinus undulatus (humphead wrasse), 586 nucleotides. RefSeq names its product ribosomal protein S15 (gene rps15). Gene Ontology annotation, biological process: ribosomal small subunit assembly; translation. The transcript is spliced from 4 exons. Gene Ontology annotation, molecular function: structural constituent of ribosome; RNA binding. Bases 107 to 544 code for a protein of 145 amino acids. The record is from RefSeq and is a predicted model, not a curated record. Gene Ontology annotation, cellular component: ribosome; cytosolic small ribosomal subunit. Lineage: Eukaryota; Metazoa; Chordata; Actinopteri; Labriformes; Labridae.